Drosophila albomicans is the source of this 1570-nucleotide messenger RNA. Its product is annotated as transmembrane protein 53. The record is from RefSeq and is a predicted model, not a curated record. Gene Ontology annotation, molecular function: serine hydrolase activity. The coding region runs from base 174 to 1349 and encodes 391 amino acids. The transcript has 5 exons. Lineage: Eukaryota; Metazoa; Arthropoda; Insecta; Diptera; Drosophilidae.
AGGCACAUUGUGUUUGUUGUUCUCUGGCAACAAAGACACAUUCGCGGACGUUGGCGCAGUUUAUUUUUGUUUUAGUUGCCACUCUGUGUUUAUGAGUGUUUGGUAAAAAGUAAACAAAGUGAUCCGUUUAUAAAUUCAGAGUGUACACACAACCAAGAAAAUAUCUGUAAACAAUGGCUUCACAUUUCUUUCGCACUGCAUUUUACGCAACUGCAGCGAGAAAAUCAAUAAAUCUACCGUUUGCCGCCGGUCGCACGGCCGCCACUCUUGCUGUUGGCCUCUCCUUUGGUGCACAAAAUAAUCGCAGUGCAGCGCUGCCAUACGACAAUCUCUAUGCGGAUAAUUUCUUUAACAUUUCCGCCGCAGCCGGUGGAAAGGGCAAGGGUCUUCUGCAGGGGCCGCUGGCGGAGUACCGGGAAAUGCAAAGGCCGUUAACGCGCAAUUUCUCAAGCCUUCAAACGCCGCUGGUGCAGAAUAGCGCGAUGACAUCGAUAAAGAAUCGUAGGUAUUUGUCCUCCAAGGAUAUAACCAAGAAUAUGACGCUCUAUACGACUAACAAGGCGAAUAUCGAAGUGGAUCCCAAGACUCUGGCGUUCAAGAAGCCCACGGGCAAUCCACUGGUCCUAAUGAUGGCCUGGCUGAUGGCCAAGCAGAAGCAUUUGAAGAAGUACGCUCAGAUUUACACGGAAAUGGGAUUUGAUGUGAUGGUCGUGCACAUUACACCCUGGCAGCUGCUCUGGCCGGCGAAGGGUACACAGGUGGUCGCCGCAGAGACGCUGAAAUUUCUGGAGAACAAUAAACAAUAUGAGCCGAUUGUUAUGCACGGCUUCUCGGUCGGCGCAUACCAGUUGGGCGAGAUAAUGUUGCAAAUGUCGCGUGAUAUGGAUCGUUAUGGCAGCAUUCUGGAUCGUUUUGUUUGCCAGAUUUGGGACAGUGCCGCCGACAUCACUGAAAUCCCAGUCGGACUGCCCAAAUCGAUUUUCCCAAAGAAUGAGCGCAUGCAAAGCGCUCUGCGCAAUUACACGUUGUACCAUCUGAAGACAUUCCACAAUCAGGCAACCAUACACUACAUGCGCUCCAGUCAAAUGUUCCACUCAACGCUGCUCAAGGCACCGGCGCUCUUCUUUGUGUCCGACAACGAUCCCAUCGGCCCGCCAUCCUCCAAUCACGCUGUACGCGAGAAUUGGGAGCGUGCCAACAUUAAGGUUACAUUCAAAUGCUGGGAACGCUCACAGCAUGCGGCCCAUUUGAUCAAGCAUCGGGAUGAGUACCUGGAUACCCUGUUCCAGCAUUUGGAGAGCUGCGGUGUUCUUGAGGCUGUUGGUGUGCCCAAGCGCGCAAAGUUGUAAAAUACCUCUCCGAUUCAUUUGUGGGUGAUAACUAAAUUUGCGACGAUUUCAUGAUUUUACCUAGUUUCUAAGAAUUAAAGUUUAACCAUUUUGUUCCCUACGUACGUGUAUGUGUGUGUGCGCCAGAAUCUUCAAAUUAUACCAAAAUUGAUGGCUGCAAACAACAAUUCUUUAGAAUUAAGCGAUGAAUGCAAAGUAAAAGCUCCACUGUACGACAACGA